AGACCAUCUCUCUCAUUACGUACCCCCAUCCAGCUUGUAUCGCACUUCAUCCUAAAAGCUCUCCAAUUCUUUCAUCUUCUCCUCCAAUCCACAAGUCAAAAAGCAUCAUCUCUUCUUUCCCAUCCAAUCCACGUUUUAUAAACUUUACUCUCAACAAGAUACUUACCUACCUUAGGUAGGUACUUAAUAGUUUUUUCUUUUCUUUUUUAUAUCGCAAACAUGAUCAACACCCGCACCGCCGCCGUGGUGCUCUCCGCCCUCGCCCUUGUCUCCGCGCAAGCAAAUUCCAACUCGACCUUCAAGAUCGACCCUACACAAGUAGACAUCUCUGACCGCGUCGCCUGGUGUCAAGGACAACAAGACAGCUGCGGUACCCUUUGUGGAUCUGUUGUGCAGAACAUAUGUUCGACGAACACUCUAGAUUUCCAAUGCGUCUGCCAGGGCAACAACGAGCCGGAUAUGAAUCUUUACAUGAACACUGUGCCUUGGUUUGUUUGUGAACGACUUCAGAGCGACUGUAUCACGGCAAACGAGAACAACGCUGCUGGUCAGAAGAACUGUACUUCGACGUACGGCGAUAAAUGUGGCAAGGAAGACGUGUCCAAGCACCAGGGAGAGGGAAGCGUCAGCACAACUACCACCUCUAGUGCAGCUACCAGUGGUACUGCUACUCCCGCCGCCAGCUCCGCCGCGCCGAGAACAUCUUCCUCUGAGGCUGCCGCUGUCCCAACCAACAUUCAAUAUCUGGGUAAUAGUGCCGCUGCUGUCGCUCUUGGCGUGUUCGCCUAUAUGCUCUAGUGACAAAUAUAAGCACACGAGUUUGACGGACACUAGGUCGAGCAGCGUGGUCAUAUGGAAUAAUUAUUUUGGCACCCGUUUCUUUUCUCGUACAAGUUGAUAUUAGCAGCAUUCCCCCCCUUUAUACCCAAGUCAUGUUGCACGUGACAACCCUAAUUCACGAGGAGACGAGUCGAAUAUUGAUGAGCAAGCAUACGUUGGAGGAGAUUAAUAUUUGAGGAAGUUGUUGAGGGAGUGUGGUACAGGUAUCAGUCGCCGCGGCUCUGGCUAGUAUGGUUAAUAAAAAACCCCAGUUGAGUUGAUAGCUAUGGCACAACGCAGAGCAGAGAGAACAAUAAAAUUCAUCAAAUGGGUA
Messenger RNA from Daldinia caldariorum, 1153 nucleotides. RefSeq lists its product as uncharacterized. The record is from RefSeq and is a predicted model, not a curated record. Lineage: Eukaryota; Fungi; Ascomycota; Sordariomycetes; Xylariales; Hypoxylaceae. The transcript has 5 exons. The coding region runs from base 220 to 798 and encodes 192 amino acids.